GGCAUGGACCCCGAUCGCUGUGCGUCCUUCUCCGUGGGGCCCGGACCUGGCCCCUAUGCGGCUGCAGGGGACGACUCUCCAGGAGAACCAGGCACCCCCGCCACUGCACCCCAUUUGCACCCUGCACCUCCCCGGGGUCCGAGGCUGACCCUUUUCCCCAAUUGCGGACCCCUGGAGCCCUACUUCCCCGAGCCCGCCAAGCCGCCCGCCAAGUACCUGCAGCAGGUCCUUGGAGCUGGACCGGCCCUCAACGGCAGCAACUUCUACGAGGGACCCGCGGAAGCUGAGGAGAAGGCUGCCAAAGCUGCCAGCUUCCCCCAGUUACCCUUGGACUGCCGAGGGGGCCCAAGGGACGGACCCUCCUCAAACUUGCAGGGCUCCCCAGGCCCCUGCCUGGCCAGUCUGCGUGUCCCCUUGUCACCAGGACUCCCUGACUCGAUGGAGUUAGUCAAGAACAAGAGCAAGAAGCGCCGUAACCGCACAACCUUCAGCACAUUCCAGCUGGAGGAACUGGAGAAAGUUUUCCAGAAAACCCAUUACCCUGAUGUGUAUGCCCGUGAGCAGCUGGCUCUGCGCACAGACCUGACGGAGGCCCGAGUUCAGGUCUGGUUCCAGAACCGCAGAGCCAAGUGGCGGAAGCGUGAGCGGUAUGGUAAGGUGCAGGAGGGGCGAAACCCUUUCACGUCAGCCUACAACAUCUCUGUGCUGCCCCGCACGGACAGUCACCCCCAGUUGCAGAACUCCCUGUGGCCCAGCCCAGGAUCUGGGAGCCCCGGGGGUCCUUGCCUCAUGUCUCCAGAGGGCAUUCCCUCCCCAUGCAUGUCUCCAUACUCUCACUCUCAUGGAAACAUGGCGAGCUUCAUGGGGGUACCAGCCUCCCCCAGAGCCCAUCCCGGCGUCUACUCCCUCCAUGGUUUUUCCCCUGCCCUGAGCAGCCACAGCUUUGAGCCUUCCCCGGACAGCGACUAUAAGUCUCCCAGCCUCGUCUCGCUCAGGGUGAAACCCAAGGAACCACCCGGCCUGCUGAACUGGACAACGUGA
Messenger RNA from Suncus etruscus (white-toothed pygmy shrew), 1041 nucleotides. RefSeq names its product ALX homeobox 3 (gene ALX3). The transcript is spliced from 4 exons. Gene Ontology annotation, molecular function: RNA polymerase II transcription regulatory region sequence-specific DNA binding; DNA-binding transcription factor activity, RNA polymerase II-specific. The coding region runs from base 4 to 1041 and encodes 345 amino acids. Gene Ontology annotation, biological process: regulation of transcription by RNA polymerase II. The record is from RefSeq and is a predicted model, not a curated record. Lineage: Eukaryota; Metazoa; Chordata; Mammalia; Eulipotyphla; Soricidae.